Messenger RNA from Closterium sp. Yama58-4, 831 nucleotides. The record is from the annotation of a GenBank genome assembly. Lineage: Eukaryota; Viridiplantae; Streptophyta; Zygnematophyceae; Desmidiales; Closteriaceae.
GACCGGCUGGGAAUAGUGGCGCGCAUAUCGGAGUGCGUGGCCUCUCGGCACGCGAAUCUGCUCAACGUGGAUCUGCACAUCGACUUCGAGGCGCCCACGCCCAUCUUCUACUCCCGCAGCGAGUUCUCGUUUGACCCGGCGCGGUGGCCGCGGCAGCAGAUGCAGGAGGACUUUGCAGCGCUAGGCGCGGAGCUGGGCGCGGAGAGGUCAAACGUGCAUGUCAUGGCACAGGACAAGCGCCUGCGCAUGGCUGUGCUUGUGUCGCAGCAGGACCACUGCCUAGUGGAUCUACUGUAUCGCUGGCAGGAGGGGGUUCUCCCAGUGGACAUUCACUGCGUUAUCAGCAACCACCCGCGCAGUGAGAACACGCACGUGCGGCGCUUCCUGGACCGGCACGGCAUCCCCUUCCACCACCUGCCUGUGGACCCCAGCACGGGCAACAAGCGAGAGGAUGAUAUCUUGCACCUCGUGCAUGGCUCCAACACUGACUUCCUCGUGUUGGCUAGAUACAUGCAGGUGCUAUCACCCACGUUCCUCGCCUCGUACGGCAGAGACAUCAUCAACAUUCACCACGGCCUGCUGCCCUCCUUCAAAGGCGCCAACCCCUACCUCCAGGCGUUCAAGGCGGGUGUGAAGCUGAUUGGAGCAACCAGCCACUUUGUGACGGACGAGCUUGACUGCGGGCCCAUCAUUGAACAGCUGAGCCAGAGGGAGAGAGAGAGAGAGAGAGAGAGAGAGAGAGAGAGAGAGAGAGAGAGAGAGAGAGAGAGAGAGAGAGAGAGAGAGAGAGAGAGAGAGAGAGAGAGAGAGAGAGAGAGAGAGAGGACUUAG